Messenger RNA from Rotaria sp. Silwood1, 246 nucleotides. Lineage: Eukaryota; Metazoa; Rotifera; Eurotatoria; Philodinida; Philodinidae. The record is from the annotation of a GenBank genome assembly.
AUGCCUGUUGUGAAUUUAUUAUUAAUUGAUGAUCAAAAUAUGUAUUCAUGUCCAAUAUUUCUACGUCAUUUACAUGUUGCUAUUGUUAAAUUUCACUUUUAUUUACUUUAUAAAGAACUUGUUGAAGACGUUUUAGGUGAUGCUCUUCUUAUUAUGGGAUCACUUGAAGUAAAUCAUAUACGACAAUUAUUACGUUUAAUUGAUCCAAUAUCAUUUAGAUUUGAAAAUGAUAAUCAAUUUCAAUAA